Molecule: messenger RNA, 5627 nt
Organism: Amoebophrya sp. A120
Lineage: Eukaryota; Dinophyceae; Syndiniales; Amoebophryaceae
Source: the annotation of a GenBank genome assembly
AUGAAUACGGUUGCUUGUACGACGAGCCAAGAACAGCAGAACAACAUCGCGGAGCAUGGAGUUGUUGUGCAACAGGAGCAGCAUCUUGGUCAGGGGAUGAACUUGCAGCACGGGACGACGAGGGCCCAGCCGAAUCAAACGUCUGCGCAACAGAACUAUCAGGGCGGUAGUUGUGCUGACAGAACGAACUCGACCACUGGUGGGACAAAAGGCGCCCCCGGAAAUAACCUGGCUUCAUCUUCCGCGAUGAUGAAUAAAGGGGGCAACAAGAAGUUCCCCCAAAACAACUCGGGAGUCAAUUUUUCUGGGAGCGGUUCUUGUCACUCUCAUCAUGGCACCAGCGGGAACGCCGGGAACACGACCGCAGUCGAAAGUAAGAACCGCUACGGUCACUUGCCGCACAGCAAGUCCUAUAAUCACCGCUCGGCGAGCACUGCGACUCUUCACACGUCGAGUUUGGGAAAAGGAGGGGAAAGGACAUCAAACACCAGUUAUGGAGGGGGAAAUAAUGAUGGCUGCUCUAGCUCUUACAACCACGGUUCAUCCACCACGAAAAUGAACAACGUGAGCUCAAUAUCCGGAAAAAAUCUUGUGCACAAUCGGAGUAUCGCCACCACUAUCAAGUGUAAAAAUGUCUGGGUCUGGAACAUUCUAAACUUGUGAUACUGUCUCUGGAUUCUGAAAAAAUUCAUAUUGCAUGACCAGCAAGAGGACUCCAGUUUGUGCUAGGCGGAGAGGUCAUUUCUCAUGCUGUAGAGGCAUCAGGAAGCCCUCACAAAAUCUGUGAUGCUAGGGCAUGCAUCACAGACAUCAGGAGUCAUGCAAAAUGUGCAUGACAAACCUGGCAAUCUUCCAGACCCAGACAUUUUUACAUUUGAUAGCCACUCAUGAUCCCAGUGGUUCCACCUCUUGCAACACCAGUAUCUGUAUCAAAUGCAAAUGUGUCCGGGUCUGGAAAUUUGUGAUGCUAAAAUGUGCAUGAUUAAAACUUCCUUAUGCAGGAAAGCAUGACAAGUUUGCAGAGCGCUUUCGCAUAGGCACUCCGCAUGAGAAGCGGCGUUUUUGUACGACAAGUGAGGCUACGCCUUUUGCUAGUCAUGCAACACAGAUUUCACAGGAAUGUAAGACCAGCAUUACAAGUUCCAACUUUUCAGACCCAGACAUGUUUGCAUUUGAUAAUCUGCCAAGCUAGUCCGGCCGCCUCACCGUCGCCAUCGCCACUCUCCUCGCCGCCACUCCGGCCGGUCGACAGCAGUGCUGGUACGACGAGCGGUAAUAAUCUUCAUGUGAGCACAACUCCAGGUGGUCAACAUGUUACUGCAGAACAAAACAAGUGCAACAGCAAAGGGCCGCUACAAAAUGUUGUAGAACCACCUGCUACUCCGAUGGAGACCUCGAGCUGCAAAAUAAAUUCGAACACCGCAACCCCCACGCCGGGACAACAGCACUCCCGUAUGCGGCUCUCACUCCAAAAUAACAAGUACGUCGAGAUUGACACUGGUAUGCCGCGGACGAUCAGCACGCAGCAGGCGGAGAUCAGCAUGAGUAAAUCGAUGGCCAUCAGCAAAGGCAAGGUCGUUGCUGGUUCUACUUCCAGUAACGCUGGCUCCUGCGCAACAACUUCAGGAGCUGGCGCAAGUUGUACAACUACCAACGCGCGCGGGGCUGCCCGGAAGGGGGUUGUUUCGUCGACAACCGCAGGGCCUGCGGCUGCUGGUGCUGCUAAAAACGAGGGGAAAACGCCGGGGCAGAGUGCUAUCGGAGGAAAGCAAACACCUGGCUCCUCUUGUGCGCAACAUCUGCAAAGGUUUGCUGGGGACGAUUUAAAAAUCGCUGCUGGUGCAGCUCAUCAAGCAGGUGCUGGUCAGGUUGGUAUGGCGGAUGCCGGGAUCACGAUGAACAACUACCAGAAACACCACGCGUCGAACACUCCUCCUGCCACGACCCACAUUAAAGACGCCACCCCGACCGGAGGAUCCUCGACCCAAAGUCUGAAUGCAGUUGGAGGGAGUUCUUUGCCUGAGAUCGUUGACAUCACAUCUAGUACAGCAACGCCGCACGAUGCGGUAGGAGCAGGUGAAGGACAACAGAUUGGUGUUCAGCCGGCGCAUCAACAGCACCACCAGUAUAAUAAUGGGAGAACUACAAAGGGCUACUCGGCGAUCUACGGCACGAUUCACAAGGGCCAGGGCAAGACGAAUAAUCACUACAGUGGCACGUCCUCGGGCACUAACAACAAUAUGAUGAGUAAUCAUACCCGAAGAUCUACAUCGUUGUAUAACACGACCAGCAGUGGUUCUUGUACCACUACCAGUACCAGCCAGCACCAGAACCUCCUCCAGAACAAUUGCAACACCGAGCAAACAAGCCAACACAUUCAACACACUCACUCGUGUACUACGGCGAGUACUAGUGCAACUAAUAUCAACACGACUUCUUCGGCAACAAACGCCAGUGGAGCUCCUGCCUCUACUCUGUCUUCGCCGCCAAUAUUAGAUCGAUCGUGGACCACUACCUCGUGGAACCAGCAGCACCAAAUGUUCAACAAUACCCAGCACCAGCGAAGCCAAUACUACAAAAGCCAAAAUCAGGUCGUCGCGCAUCAGCAGGUGGGAAGUGCAGCAGGAGCUUCGGCGGUCUUCCCGCCGAACGGUUCAACUGUUGAAGGAGCUGCGACGCAGCAGCAGGACCAGCAAAGCGGGUCACAUCAGCAUCAUAUGCCGGAGGUGGAACAACAGCAAGGGAACAGCGCUGGAGGUGGUAUUUACAAUUGCAACUACAACUCCUUCAACACAGCUGGAACAAAGGGAAAGUCCCCGGAUCAUUAUCAACAGAAGGGCGGCACGGAUCAAGUUCAGAAUACUGGGAAAGGCGCGGCUGCUGCUGGGUACAACCAAGUCAACCAAUACAAUAACAGUUAUCACCAGUACAAAAAUCACACGGCUGGUGCUCCUGCUGGUGCCCAGAAUGUCUACCACGAUGAAACCCGUGGGCCGCGGACGAUGAUGACGAAGGGAAAUGCUGGUGGUGGUUCUCGUCAGCAGAAUUACGGAGUGCAACAUAACUACAGCCAAAACCACGCUGCUUGUUUGCCGGCGGGUGGAGCGUCUCACGCUGUGUCGCAAUCGCAAGGGAACAGUAAGGGAUACCAGUCGUCGCAGCAUGGUCAGAGUGGCCAGCAAUACAAUAACACUGCUAGUAGUUCGUGCACGACUUCCAGCGACAGCAUCAAUUCGAGCGUUUCUGCUACUACUCGAGGACAACAGAAAAACCAAUAUUCGAGCAGUCAACAUCAAAAGGGUUCUUCUGCUUCUUCACCCGAGUUGCAUCAGCAUCAAGGGUCUUCGUACCACCAGCAUGGUAAAAUGAAUGCAGCGGGGUCCACGAACGCGUACAGCAGCAAUGUGGCGGCCACCAUGUCGCGGAAUGGAUCGAUGAGCACGAUUGGUGGCGGAAGCACCAUUUCCGGGCGCCCGGAUACGAGCGGGAAGUUUUUGUGCACGUACUUGCUGGGUCUGAAGCUAUCCGAUCCCUUCGACGUCGCGAAGCGAAUUAUUGGGCCCGAUGGUACUAUACUUGCGCUUGACUUCAUCUCCUUUUGCUUUGUGAAUAAAGAUGGUGAUCUGCUUUAUGCAACAGGUUGAUUUAUCAUGCUGUUCCUGUUUUAUGCACAAAAAUUUGUGUCAUGCUCAUGUUCUUGCGAUGAACAUAAAAAAUCAGGUCACAACGUGAAGUAUAUCUCGCAUGUGGUGCAAGGGUGCAAAGUCCGCCUGCGUGGCGAACGAUUCCAAAAUGAGCAGGACAACGCACCGUGUCAACUGAAUGUCUCGGUUCCCACGAAGGAGGGCUAUCUUAUCGCGAAGCACUUGGUCUACAUCCUUCUGGACAAGAUUUUUAACGAUUACUACAUUUGGACCGGAGGUAUGAUCUUCAUCUUCCAUUGCUGUGUAGUAGGGCAGGAUAAUGAGUUAUUUGUUUUGAUGUCAUCUCGUUUGUCAUGCGAGGCCGCGCAUAAGGAAAGUGCUUUGUCAUGCGUGGUAUCAAUUUAUCAAGUGAAAAAUUGAUAUUGAAAUUGUAAUUGAUCAAUCAGGUCGCCACCGCCCCCGUGUGAAUUGCCAGGAACACCCGCUAAACGACCACAUCGAUCCGACUUGGGAGAAGGAGUUUUAUCCCAGAGAAAAACGUGUUACAAUUACACACUCCGAUGCAAGACAAGCAAGACAGACAACCUCUGUCAUGCAGGAAAUGCUUGCCAGCGUCAUUUCAUUCGUGUUUUCCCUUAGAGUCUGCGCAUUACAAGUUUUCUUUGCCAUGCAGAGUAAAUUUGUGAUGCUGAAAUUCCAACAGAUGUGUAACUGUAACACUUUUUUCAUGUGAUAAGUUUCGGCGUUUAUCCAGUGAAUGAUUUUGGUCAGAUUUUUUUACUGCGAGCUUGUGAGAAGUGUAUGAAGAUCUCUGUCAUGGUGCAUCAUUUUUUUCAGCAGCAGUUUGUAGUUGCCACUCGUAGCGCAUGCCGCGCAAUACAAGCUCUGAUGUUAUCAUUUGUGACUGAAAAUCAUUUGUCUCGCAUCUCGAACCAGUCCCUGGUUUUCCGUCGAGGUUCCGAAAUUUUACGCCGGAAAUUUUCCGAGUUCGUUGCCUGCUUUGUCAUCAUCAUGCAGAACGAAGGUUGGCCUUGGCGGGCAGUAAGCUGCAACGAGUACUAGCUCUGUGGUCAUUCCCAGACCUCCGCACGUGAGAGUUUUUUUCUGCAAGUGCUUCAUGUAGCAUGAGCAUGACAAAGACAAGCGUAAAAACUCGUGCUUUCCCUUCUAUACCGAUGUCACGGACAUGAAACACGCAAAAGAGGUUCUGGCCAACAUCCGGUUUGCGGGUAUAGUUGAAAAAUUUCUUGUUGUGGUCAUGCAUUGAUCAUCAUUUACAUUUACUCUCAUUCCAAAUUACCAAGAAAACUUCGUGAAAGGUAAAAGCCGCGCGGCGGCGCACAUCCAGCACACUCCGGAUCACUACCAGCAAGCGGUUAAUGCGACAUCUUCUGAACAAUUGGUGGGUGAACAAGUAGAACCUGUUCCGGCUGGGGUUGCGGUUUCAACAUCUCCGCAGGACAUGAUCAGCGGUGGUUCCUCUGGUACUUCCACCAUACAGGAACAAUUUGUGGCACCAGCGGUAGGUUCUUCAUCUUCGCAGGUAAUUGAUAUCGGUGGUCAGGGGCAGCAGCAGAAUCAGUAUGGAUUGCAAAAAUGUGUGGGUCUGGAAACUUGUGAUGCUGGGUGGCGUAUCAUGAGGAGGCAACAAGUGCUGGCUCAGCAUGACAAGUUUCUGAACUUCAAGGUGUUGCCUAUUCUGCAUGACAAACUGCGUUGUUGCAUGACAGAAAAGUGGGGCGCUUGGGUAACGCGCAUGACAGAUUUAAGAGUCAUGCCAGACAAGCAUGACAAACAUGCAUGCCUCCAGACCCAGCCACUUUUGCAGUUGAUAAUCAGAAUGUGAGUCCGGGCGGGACGUCCGCGUCGUGUCAACAGCAAGAGGUGGUUCUUGGUGCGCCGUCGUCGCACCAGGUUCUUGCGCAGCAGCAGCAGUUUUCGGGCUCGGCGAACGUGGGACGACCCGCUGCGGGUGGGUGCUGA